Molecule: messenger RNA, 4627 nt
Organism: Medicago truncatula (barrel medic)
Lineage: Eukaryota; Viridiplantae; Streptophyta; Magnoliopsida; Fabales; Fabaceae
Product: putative disease resistance RPP13-like protein 1
Exons: 5
Coding region: 120-3833 (1237 amino acids)
Molecular function (GO): ADP binding
Source: RefSeq, a predicted model, not a curated record
UACACUUGCAUUCCUUGUGAUUUCUGGCCUACCUAACCGACAGAGUAAAUAUUUUUCUGAAGAACCUAUCCUUCUUCUUCUUCUUCUUCUUCUUCUUCUUCUUACAAACUAAGAAACUAAUGGAGGAAGAGAAACGCCUUUUGCGGUCAACUUGUGUACUGUCAACAUGUGUGAAAGUGUUGUUCGAAAAGAUUGUUUCUAGUGAAUUUGCAGCCAACUUCCGGAAGACAAAGCUUGACAAUUCACUUCUGAAAAACCUCAAGACAAGACUGGUUUUGGUUCUGACUGCACUUAAUGAUGCUAAGGAGAAAAAGAUCACCAAUCCUGCUGUCAAGGAAUGGUUUUAUAUGUUGAGAUAUGUUGUCUUUGAAGUUGCCAAUCUCUUUGAUGAAAUUAAUUUGGUUCAAUAUCAGGUGCUCAAUAAUCUUUCUUCUCUUCUCAAACGGUUUGAUGUAUUAGUUAAUUCUAUAAUGAUUAAAUUACUUGAAAGAUUCGAAUUCUUGAGUUCAGGAGGUGAUCAGAAAGGUGUUUCCAAUUCCAACAGUUUUUGUAAUGGAAGUCCUACUACAGGUUGUAUUUUAUUUGAUGAAUCUUCUGUUUACUAUGGUAGAGAUAGUGAUAUACAGAAACUUAAACAUGUUUUGUUGUCUAGUGAUGAAGAUGAUUGUAAAACAGGAAUGAUUUCAAUUGUGGGUAUGGGAGGGAUCGGUAAAACAACCCUUGCUAAAUUACUUUAUAAUGAUCGCGAAGUUAAGGAGAAAUUCGGGGUGAGAGGGUGGGCACAUAUCUCAAAAGAUUUUGUUAUUUCCAGGGUUUUGGAAACUAUUCUUGAAUCUAUCACUUCACAAACAGAAAUCAGUGAUGUUAACCUGAAUUCUCAACUUCUUCAAUGUGUCAAUGAAAAAAGAAAGGACGAAACUAGUGACGUAUACUCAAAUCUUCUAGUAUUGACAGUGCAACAAAUUCUAAGAACUGAUGUUUUUUUGCUUGUAUUGGAUGAUGUGUGGGAUGCAAAAUCUGUCAAUUGGAUAUAUCUGAUGGACAUCUUGAAUGUUGGGGAGACGGGAAGCAGGAUCAUCAUCACAACGCGGGAUGAAAAAGUUGCACUAUCCAUGCAAACCUUUCUUUCUGUCCACUAUUUGAGACCUCUAGAAAGUAAUGAUUGUUGGUCUUUACUUGCCAGACAUGCAUUUGGAGCAUGGAAAAACCAACAAGGGUCUGAUCUCGUAGAAAUUGGUAGAGAAAUUGCAAAAAAUUGUGAUGGAUUACCAUUGGCUGCAAUAGCACUUGGGGAUUUUCUUCGCAUCAACUUGUCCCCAGAUUAUUGGAACAAUGUGCUAGAAAGUGACAUUUGGGAAUUGAUGGAUUAUGACGUGCAACAUGCUCUACAAUUGAGCUACCAUUAUCUACCGGCUCCUUUAAAACAGUGCUUUGCAUACUGUUCAAUUUUUCCAAAGAAGUCCAUCUUAGAAAAAAAUGUGGUAGUUCAGUUAUGGAUUGCAGAAGGCUUAGUAGAAACGUCUACAUAUCAGGAAAAUGCCGAAGAAGCAUACUUUGAUGAGCUAGUAUCAAGGUCGUUGAUUCAUCAACAAUCUAUUGGUGAUGAGGAAGCAACCUUUGAAAUGCAUAGCCUCAUCCAUGAUUUAGCUACAAUGGUUUCAUCUCCAUAUUCUAUCAGGUUGGACGAACAUAACCCACAUAAAAUGGUACGUAAUUUGUCAUACAAUAGAGGUCUAUAUGAUUCAUUUAAUAAAUUUGACAAAUUGUAUGAAGUAAAAGGUCUACGUACCUUUCUAGCAUUACCAUUACAAAAACAACUGCCUUUUUGUUUGUUAUCAAACAAGGUAGUACAUGACUUGUUGCCAACAAUGAAAGAGUUGCGUGUGUUGUCUUUGUCAAACUACAAAAGUAUCACCGAGAUUCCCAAUUCUAUUGGAAAUUUGUCAGACCUCCGGUACUUAAAUCUUUCUCACACUAAGAUUGAAAUGCUGCCUUCUGAAACAUGCAAGCUUUACAAUCUGCAGUUCUUGUUACUGUCAGGCUGUAAAAGGCUGACUGAAUUGCCUGAGGACAUGGGAAAAUUGGUUCAUCUACGCCAGCUUGAUGUUAGUGACACUGCAUUGAGAGAGAUGCCUGCACAAAUAGCCAAACUAGAAAAUCUUCAAACUUUAUCUGAUUUUGUUGUCAGCAAACAUGAUGGUGGAUUGAAGGUUUCAGAGCUAGGAAAUUUUCUCCACCUACAUGGAAAACUUUCCAUCUCACAACUGCAAAAUGUCAAUGACCCCUUUGAAGCAUUUCAAGCCAAUAUGAAGAUGAAAGAACGAAUAGACGAGGUAGCUUUAGAAUGGGAUUGUGGUAGUACUUCUUCAGAUUCACAAAUUCAAAGUUUUGUACUUGAAGAUUUGCGACCCUCAACAAAUUUGAAAAGUCUCACCAUCAAAGGCUAUGUUGGAAACUGCUUUCCAAAUUGGUUGAGUGAUUCUUUAUUUAGCAACCUGGUGUAUUUGAAGAUAUCGAAUUGUCAUGAUUGUUUAUGGCUUCCACCCCUUGGACAAUUGGGCAAUCUAAAAGAACUCAUUAUUGAAGAGAUGCAUUCAAUACAAAUAAUUGGUCCUGAGUUCUAUGCAAGGGAUAUCUCUCCUUCAUUUCAACCAUUUCCAUCCUUGGAGACUCUACACUUUGAGAAUAUGCAAGAAUGGGAGGAGUGGAACUUGAUUGGAGGUACAACUAAAGAUUUUCCUAGUCUAAAAACUUUGUCACUAAGUAAGUGUCCGAACCUGAGAGUAGGAAUCAUACAUGACAAAUUUCCUUCCAUAACUGAACCUGAGUUAAGUGAAUGUCCUCUUCUGCUGCAAUCAAUGCCAUCGUCAGAUCAUGGAUUCAGGCAACUAAUGGUCCCUCUAUACUCUCUUCAACAGUUGAUCAUAGACGGCUUUCCAUCUCCGAUGUUUUUCCCAAUAGAGGGUCUCCCAAAAACCUUGAAAUUUCUCAUAAUUAGUAAUUGUGAGAAUCUAGAGUUCCUUCCUCUUGAACACUUGGAUAAUUACUCAUCACUUGAGGAAUUGAAAAUAUCUAAAAGUUGUAAUACAAUGAUAUCAUUUACCUUAGGCGCUCUCCCUGUCCUCAAGAGUUUGUUUAUUGAGGGUUGUAAAAAUCUGAAAUCGAUAUUAAUUGCAGAAGACGGGUCGUCACAAAAGAGUCUCUCAUUUCUUAGAAGCAUCAAAAUAUGGGAUUGUAAUGAAUUGGAGUCAUUUCCCCCAGGUGGAUUGCACACUCCAAAUCUCAUUUAUUUUGCAGUUUGGAAAUGUCAGAAGCUUUCUUCACUGCCAGAAGCAAUGAUUACUCUAACUGACCUUCAAAAAAUGGAAAUCGAUGAUCUGCCAAAUCUUCAAUCUUUUGUGAUAGAUGAUUUGCCUAUCAGUUUGAAGGAACUUACUGUUGGCUCUGUUGGAGGGAUUAUGUGGAAUACCGAGCCAACUUGGGAACAUCUCACUUGUCUUUCUGUGUUGCGAAUUAAUGGUAAUGAUACGGUGAACACGCUGAUGGGGCCACUGCUACCUGCAUCACUUGUUACACUAUGGAUCCGUGGUCUUAAUAAUGCAAGCAUUGAUGGGAAGUGGCUUCAAAAUCUCACUUCUCUCCAAAACUUUGAGAUUGUUAACGCUCCCAAACUCAAGUCAUUGCCAAAAAAAGGAUUGCCUUCCUCUCUUUUGGUACUAAAUAUGAUUUGCUGCCCAUUGCUCAAAGCAAGUUUGGGAAGGAAGCGAGGGAAAGAAUGGCGUAAGAUUGCUCACAUUCCCUCCAUAAUUAUCGAUGAUGAGUUGAUCACAUGAGUUUCCUAUAUGGAAAUAAAUUCCGUGUCACCCCUGAUUUUGCCCAAUCCUGCUGCUUUGAGGAGCCAAAUUUGCAUGCACGAACUGCAACCAAUUCUAGUAAAUGUUGUACUGAUGAGGAACAGAUGAAAAUGAUAAACAACAACUGACUGCAAAUAUGUUAGAUUUGCCAAUGACUUCAAGCGUGAUUGAUGGCUUGCACCAAGAUGGCAACAGUGGCAUCUGAGUUCAAUUUCAAUCUCACAGUCUUGAUGUUGCUAAGCCAGUGAAAUGAGAUACUGCAUUCUUAGUGAAUCAAUGCUUGUCUGAGUCCUUUCUGCCAGGGACUUGUUUUGAAGCCUAGAGUUUUUUGCAGGAUUCAGAAAAAGAGGUACAAGUCAUCUGUUUGGUGAAAGUAAAUGUGAUUUUGGCAUUUCCUGUGUUGGGAAGGAUCUUUCAAAAGAUGUUGCCCUAUUCCUACCAUCAAAGUUACUUGUGAUUAUUAUUAUAUUUGGCCCAUUUUGUCACAUGAAUAAUUGUUUUCUUAUAUGGUGUUGAUGAGUUUACUCUAUUUAUCAGUUUGAGUAUGUUACAAGAAAAUAGCUUGCUUGACACUAAACAGUAGCAUAGAUCAUUGUAAUGCAGUUAUUCUUGUCGGUACUCAGUCAAUUAGGAUUUUAUUUGUGUUCUCCCUAUGCUUUAGAAAAUCUCAUUCAGUAAGUUCUAAUCAUUUAGAACAUAAUCUAGGUUUUAUUUGUCCCCAAGUCCAUCAUAAAAUUAAACAAAAUGAAAACAAUGUAUCAGGCAUUUCUACA